AUGUAUCAAUACAGAGAUUCUUCUUAUCAGUAUCAACAUUUUACGCAUUCCUAUUAUGCUCUUUAUAAUGAAUGGCGAGAUGAUGAAGACUUACCACCUCCGGAUAAUCCAUUAAGUAGUCUUAAUCAUAAUGAUAUUUCAGCAACUAGUCGAACAAAUAGCGACACUGAGAUAUCCAAUACCGUUACAAAUGCCAACAACAAUACUACUGAGAUAAGGCCUGACCAAGCUGCCAUGUUUACCUCUACGAAUGGUGACUCUUUAGGUACACAGUAUUGGGAGUUUUUUGAUGAUGAAGAAAAUUGGGAAAUAUUUAAUAAAUACAAUCUUCAGGUUGAAAGCAAUGGCAGAAUUAUCUAUAAUCAUAUUAUAGGUAAAGAUAUGCUUGAUUUUAAUGACAGCGGUACUUUAAUUAAUCCUAAUAAUAAUAGCGAUAACGCUAUCCAUCACGAUAGUAGUAAUCCAACUGAUAUUAUAGAGACUAAUCCAACUGAAAUUGAGACAAGCAAUCAUAGAGAAGAUGUAAACAUAAUAUCUGGUUCCUUAUUUGAUCCUAGAAUAUUAAAAAAAAUUCGUAAUAAAGUUAAUGGUUGGAAUGAUAUGGGUUCUUGUAUUCGUUAA
This is a messenger RNA of Arxiozyma heterogenica, 621 nucleotides long. It is a transcript of the gene SWM1, whose product is annotated as Swm1p. The transcript has a single exon. NCBI's taxonomy places the organism in Eukaryota, Fungi, Ascomycota, Saccharomycetes, Saccharomycetales, Saccharomycetaceae. Bases 1 to 621 code for a protein of 206 amino acids. The record is from RefSeq and is a predicted model, not a curated record.